Plasmodium berghei ANKA is the source of this 855-nucleotide messenger RNA. RefSeq names its product palmitoyltransferase DHHC2. The transcript is spliced from 4 exons. Gene Ontology annotation, molecular function: palmitoyltransferase activity. NCBI's taxonomy places the organism in Eukaryota, Apicomplexa, Aconoidasida, Haemosporida, Plasmodiidae. The coding region runs from base 1 to 855 and encodes 284 amino acids. The record is from RefSeq and is a predicted model, not a curated record.
AUGACACAUAAAUAUAUGCAGAUAUCACACGGGCAACCAGAAAAAAAAAGAGGUGGUUCGAUAUUCAUAUUUAUUGUCUUUUUUAUAUUAUCAUUUAUAUACAUUGGAUAUACAGGAAUAGUUUUAAGAUCAUGGUUUAUUCCAUAUAGAAGUGGUUCAUUGACAAUCGCCAUUGUUUUCCAUAUCUUUUUUUGUUUAUUUUUACUAAGUUUUAUAAAAUGCGCAUCAACAGAUCCAGGAAAAGUUCCGAGAAAUUGGGGGUUUUAUGUUGGAGACGAUGUGAAAAGAAGAAGAUAUUGUAAAAUUUGCAAUGUAUGGAAACCAGAUAGAACACAUCACUGUUCGGCUUGUAAUAGAUGUGUAUUAAAUAUGGACCAUCAUUGUCCAUGGAUAAAUAAUUGUGUUGGGUUUUAUAACAGAAGAUUUUUUAUGCAGUUAUUGUUCUAUGGUUUAAUUUGCUUGUUUAUGGUUGCUACCCAAACUUUUCAUUAUAUAUUUAUAGAUAAUAUUAAUGCAUAUAUGGAUAAAGGAUUUCAAGAAAAUAGUUCUUUUGUAGCUCUUGAAUAUACCUAUGCUUCCAUCGUUUUAUUUUUAACUUUUGUUUUAAUUUUUGCUUUAGUCCCAUUUACAAAAUUUCAUUUAAAGCUUAUUUCAAAAAAUUCAACAACAAUUGAAAAUAUGGAUAUAUAUCAUCAAGACUAUAAUAUUUAUAAUGUAGGAUGUGAAGAUAAUGCAAAACAGGUUUUUGGAAAUAAUAUUUUAUGUUGGAUGUGUCCAUGUCAUUGUAUUUCAAAUAGACCAGCAGGGGAUGGAGUUCGAUGGAGAGUUAGUAUGUCACAUGGAAGUAAUAUAUGA